AUGGCCGGCGUCAAGAGAUCGUUGGCUGUCAUGAUGAACCUCAGCGAAGGACCAGUCAGUGUCGAUGGUCGGCUGAGGCCGCAUGCCUUUGUCAAUUCAUCGUCUGAUGCGUCGGAAGUUGCAUCAAGGACUCCUACGCCGCCGUUCACUCCUUCUAGAGGCAAGAUCCCAAACUUCAGUUCUGAUGCCUCUCUAGCUUUAGUAGGACUGCGCGGCUCCGGAAAAUCGACAUUGGCUAUUAUGGCCGCGUCGGCCUUGAAAAAGAAAGUCAUCAAUGUUGAGGUUGCAUUUCAGUCAGUCACUGGUUCGUCGAGUUUGAGCUUCAAGCAAAUCAAUGGAAACGCCGAGUGUCAUCGUAAACAAGCCGAUGUACUGCAAGAUAUCAUCGAGCAGAAUCCGACAGGAUGCAUCAUCGUCUGUCCAUGGAUGGAGAGGAAAAUCCAGAGCCUCCUUCGGCGGUUUUCAGCCACCAAUCCCGUCAUCCAUGUCAUUCGAGAUAUCGAUGCUGUCCAAGGUCACCUAAAACUCAAGGAUAGGACAAAAGCCCACAACUUGAUGAAGAUGAGCAGCCUGUUUUAUCGCAGUUGCACUAACCUGGAGUUUUUCAACGUAUCUGAGAUUCGCGAGACAAACCUCGAACGAAAUGGGACGAAUGACCGCGGUUUUGCGACAAAUGCGCCGCCAUAUCUCGCUCUAAAGCAAGCCGAGAGACAUUUUCUCAAGUUUCUGUCACUCAUUUAUCCGACGGGCACCAUCCCGUUCUUUGAGUCUGCAUUUCCGCUUGCCAGCAUUGCACCCGAGGACAGACAAUUCACAUACUGUCUCUCGGUACACAUUCAAGAUAUCUUGAGCGGGAGCCAAGACUGCGAUGUUUCGACAGUUGGUGUGGACGCUGUUCAAAUCUUUGUCAAUAAUCUGACAACAGCCGGCGAUCUCCCUGAUGGUGUCGAUGGGUUGGCGAACAAGAUUACCGAAGCUAUCGGCAUUGUACGAAGAAGCACCAUGCUACCCAUAUUGCUACACAUCAAACUACCCGAGGUUCCCAACAGCAGGGUAGUGCGAUCAUACCUAGAUCUACUCUCACAUACCCUAUCCCUGGCACCGGAGAUGCUCACAGUCGACCUGCGCCUCGAUCAAUCUGAUCUCUCCAGCAUUAUUUCCGCAAAGAGCCGAUCAAAGAUUGUUGGAAACUACUUUAUGUCAACAGACAUCCAAUCUUGGGAGUCUUCAACUUGGACAUCCUGGUACCAGAAAGCCUGCCAGCUCGGCUGCGAUAUGGUGCGGCUGGUCCGACAAGCCACAACAAUGGAGGACAACUUUGUCAUUUCACGGUUCAAAUCCAAGAUUUCAUCUCUCAAAACUCAUAAACUACCACUUAUUGCAUACAACUGCGGGCACCUCGGUCGACACUCGGCCUGCUUUAACCAAAUCCUCACGCUGGUAGCUCCUAGUCCUGUUAUACAGGCUGACGAAAGAUGCGCUCCAUAUCCUUACAUCACGGCCAAGGAAGCUACAAAUGCCUUAUAUGCGUCUUUUGUAUACGACGCGAUGAAACUAUACGUGUUCGGAGCCAACGUGGGGUACAGCAUGUCCCCAGCCAUGCAUAAUGCAGCAUUGUCAUCCUGCGGAAUACCACACCACUAUGAGCCUUACUCUGCCGAGUCCCUCAAAGCCGUGGAACAUCUCAUAUACGAUCCCAAUUUCGGCGGAGCAUCAAUCGGGUUACCCUUCAAAGUCGAAGUGACGACUUUGACCAAAUACCUCAGCCCUCAUGCCAGAGCCAUCGGGGCUGCCAACACUCUAAUUCCCAUUCGCCAGCUCAAGUCAGAUGGCACCAUACCAACAGGCUCUGCCCUUUUGGCCGGCGUCAACAGAGCUGGUCCGGUUCUGGCUCUAUACGGCGAGAAUACCGACUGGAUCGGUAUUCGAGCUUGCAUCCGACGAGGGUUAUCCCCAGCCAACGCUGUAAGAUUGGCCACUUGGGGAUUCAUCAUAGGUGCAGGAGGCAUGGCGCGUGCUGCAGUUUACGCCAUGCUGCAAGUUGGCAUCAAGAACAUCGCCAUUUACAAUCGGACGACGGAGAAUGCGGAGAAAUUGGUGUCCCAUUUCCAACAGCUACUCCGAGAAACGGAGCAGACUUCGCUCCCCAACGACCAAGAAAUAAAGUUCCAUAUUUUGACCUCUCUCGACCAACCUUGGCCAUCAGAGUACCGAUACCCAUCUGUUAUUAUAUCCUGCAUUCCGACUCAUCCGAUAGGCAACACGCCGUCACCCGAGUUCAAGAUGCCAGAUGCAUGGCUGGGCCAUCAAACAGGCGGCGUCAUUAUUGAGCUUGGGUACAAGACGUUGAAUACGCCCCUCUUGAAGCAAGCCAGAGAUGGUGCUUCUCGAGGUUGGGUGGCCAUGGACGGUCUAGACCUGCUUCCAGAGCAAGGAUGCGCACAAUUUGAGUUGUUUACAGGUAGAAGGGCUCCAAGGCGGGUCAUGCGGAGGGAAAUCCUGGAGAAAUACAGAGAUGAGCAUGGCAAAUCACAUCUCGAGGAGUUGCAACACAGAUUACAGUCUAUAGUUGAGCAGGACUCGUGA
Molecule: messenger RNA, 2586 nt
Organism: Trichoderma aggressivum f. europaeum
Lineage: Eukaryota; Fungi; Ascomycota; Sordariomycetes; Hypocreales; Hypocreaceae
Exons: 1
Coding region: 1-2586 (861 amino acids)
Biological process (GO): chorismate biosynthetic process
Molecular function (GO): 3-dehydroquinate dehydratase activity; 3-phosphoshikimate 1-carboxyvinyltransferase activity; shikimate 3-dehydrogenase (NADP+) activity
Source: RefSeq, a predicted model, not a curated record